UCUGUAACCGAGUUCUUUUUCGAAAAAGCUGAAGAAGUGGCAGUCAGGAGCUCCUAGUGAAAUGAUCUGGAAAAUUGUAUUUAUUCUUUUCUACUUUCAUACAAUUCUUUGCCUUAAUGAAGUUAGAUGGUGCACAAUUUCUGACCCAGAGAACAAAAAAUGCAAUGACAUGAAAGCUGCCUUCGGACAAGCUAAAAUCACUCCAAUGUUAUCUUGUGUGAAUGGGAAAUCGGGAAUGGAUUGUGCACGCAUGAUAAUGAAUAAUGAGGCUGAUGCAGUGACACUUAAUGGUGAAUUAAUAUAUCAAGCUGGCUCACAAUAUAACUUAAAACCUGUUGCCGGAGAAGUAUAUGAUCAAGGUAUGGGGACAUCAUACUAUGCUGUGGCCGUUGUAAGAAAAAACUCUAGCUACACCAUAAACAAUCUGAAAGGAGCAAAGUCUUGUCAUACUGGGUUCCAGAGGACUGCGGGCUGGAAUGUCCCCAUUGGCUAUCUCAUUGACUCUGGCCGAAUUGCUGUUGUAGCUUGUAAUAUCCAAAAAGCUGUGAGCAGCUUUUUCUCCCAGAGUUGUGUGCCCGGCUCCACCCAGGCGGACCUCUGUCAGCUUUGUAUUGGAGAUGCAAAUGGCACAAAUGUGUGUGAUCUGAAUGGCAGAUACAGUGACUAUAGUGGCGCUUUUAGGUGUUUGGUUGAAGGACAAGGCGAUGUGGCAUUUAUAAAACAUAGCACAGUGGCUGAAAAUUCAGAUGGUAAAAACACAGAUUCAUGGGCUCGGGAAGUGAUUUCAUCUGACUACCAAUUACUGUGCCGAGAUGGCAGCCAUGCAGAUAUCAGUGAAUGGAGACAGUGUAACCUAGCAAGGGUUCCUGCUCAUGCUGUUAUGACCCGGACUAACACAGAUGGAUCCCUUAUUUAUAAAAUGCUUCAGGAUGGGCAGCAGAAAUAUAAUAUCCAUAGCUCCGGCUUCAGGAUGUUUGACUCUUCAGCCUACAAUAGUAACAACCUGCUUUUCAGAGACAUGACAACAGAACUGAGAGCCACUGGUAACCAGACAUACCAGGCCUGGCUGGGGGAUGAUUAUUUGCAGGCAAUGAAAGGAAUCAACUGUGAUCCUGACAAAUUGCCUAAAUCUUUGCGCUGGUGCACCUUAUCCACGCCAGAGAUAUGGAAGUGUGCCGAUAUGGCCAGAGUCUUUAAAGAUAAGAAUCUGGAUCCAUCACUUCAGUGUGUUUCUGCUGACAGUCCCGAAGCUUGUAUGGAACUGAUACGGCAAAAGGAGGUAGAUGCAGUGACGUUGGAUGGAGGAGAUGUUUACAAAGCUGGGAAGACAUACGGAUUGGUGCCAGCUGCUGGGGAGAGUUAUCCCGAGACCAAUCUUUCUAGCAGUUACUAUGCAGUGGCCUUGGUCCGUAGAGACCCUUUGAAUGCCUUUACCAUUCAUGAUCUGAAAGGCAAGAAAUCCUGCCACACAGGCUAUGAGCGCACAGCUGGAUGGAAUGUACCCAUAGGAGCCCUCAUCAAGCUGGGCUCCAUUAGGCCAGAUGAAUGCAAUACAGCCAAAGCUGUGGCUAAUUUUUUCUCUGGGAGUUGUGUGCCAGGGGCCAACCAGAAAAAUUUUCCACCCGAACUCUGCAAGCUAUGUAAAGGUGACAGCAAAGGACAAAAUAAGUGUGAGAAGGAUACUCGGGAACAGUAUUUUGGGUAUUCUGGUGCAUUUAGAUGUCUGGCAGAGAAAGCUGGAGAUGUGGCCUUUGUGAAACAUGCAACUGUGUUUGAACUCACUGACGGGCAAAGCACAGAGUCCUGGGCAAAGAAUCUAAAGUCCAGUGAUUUUCAGCUGCUGUGUCCUAAUGGUGCUCGGGCAGAAGUAAGCCAGUACCCUGACUGUAAUUGGGCUCAGGUUCCAGCACAUGCAGUUAUGGUUCAUCCUGAUACAAACAUACAUGCAGUCUAUGGCCUCUUGGCUAAUGCCCAGGAAUAUUAUGGGAAUGACAACAGCUCUCAGUUUAAAAUGUUUGAUUCAUCGAGUUACAAUGCAAAUGACCUGAUCUUUAAGGACUCCACCUAUAAAAUAGUUCCUGUCCAAGAGAAGAAAACAUAUAGCCAGUGGCUAGGCAGUGGUUACUUGGAAUCAUUGGAAGGUAUGCAGUGUUCUUCCAGUGCAGCAAAAUUACGAGUGAAUAUCACGUUUUUACUAAUAAGCGCUCUCCUGCUCAUUACAUUCUCUGUAUAACUGCUGGCAACUGAACCAGAACAUAACUGGAAAUUGAAGAUGUGCAAAAAAAUCCAUCACAUUGUGUCAAAUAAAGAUUGGCAUCUAUUGGAAAUUACUGGACUUCAUUCCCUGUUCACCUACCUUAUUGUCCUCUACACCUUUAAAGCCACCGUUGAAUACCACGAGGGAAUAUUAUUCACCUUUCCCUGGAGAGAAGACUUUUGAAAUCAUUUAUUUAUUGUGCCAGCAUUUAUCUAUUAGAUCUUUUCAUGCAAGCAGAUGGAUACUUUUAGUCACCUGUGGGUAUUGGUAAUGUUCCUCUACAAUGUUGCUGUGUACUGAAGCUAUUAUUAUAUUUAUGCAUCAGCCUAUUUGACACUGUGUGUUAAAUAUUAAAAAAGGAUCCAAAUACAAA
Messenger RNA from Xenopus tropicalis (tropical clawed frog), 2630 nucleotides. RefSeq names its product melanotransferrin (gene meltf). The coding region runs from base 62 to 2233 and encodes 723 amino acids. Gene Ontology annotation, cellular component: extracellular region; plasma membrane. Lineage: Eukaryota; Metazoa; Chordata; Amphibia; Anura; Pipidae. The record is from RefSeq and is a predicted model, not a curated record. The transcript has 16 exons.